Molecule: messenger RNA, 1926 nt
Organism: Histoplasma capsulatum G186AR
Lineage: Eukaryota; Fungi; Ascomycota; Eurotiomycetes; Onygenales; Ajellomycetaceae
Product: CAMK family protein kinase
Exons: 3
Coding region: 1-1926 (641 amino acids)
Biological process (GO): protein phosphorylation
Molecular function (GO): ATP binding; protein kinase activity; protein binding
Source: RefSeq, a predicted model, not a curated record
AUGUCUCCCGAUGCCACCAAGGCAAUCAACGACCCUCGUAAUAAUUCGCUAAAAUUUCCUCCCAUGUAUCAUCAGGAAAAAGCACCAAGCCGCCAGAGCCGAGAGCCUACACCUGAGCGCGCAGUGAGCCAACCAGAGGUUUUAGAGGAAUUUUACCAAGAGGGUCUGCAGUUGACGUUUAACAAUACACUCGCAGGAAACAAGGGCUUUUGUCUUGGGACGAAUGCAAAUAAAUGUGACAUUAUCUUACCAGAUCAACAACGACAACACCCUGUCAGCGGGUGGCAUUGUUACUUGACCUUUAACAACCAAAAUCAUCUAAUCCUCCGAGACAAAUCCCGCCACGGAACCACCGUGCUCUAUGACGGGAAAGGAGGAGAAAAGCGCCGCAAUUUCACGUGGAUACUUGGUGGACAUUCAGUUCUCAAUGAGAUAAAGGAGGUAAUCAUUCACAUCCACCAACAGCUCCAAUUCAGGAUCUUCGUUUUCAAGCCCCAGCACCCGGAGGACCUUUCCAGGUACAUUGAUAAUGUCGAGCAAUUUCGCUCGAAGGUAGCCACAUCGGGUGAACCGAGUAUCGGUGAAUUGGGGUUGCAAAGCAAAAAUACAACGGCACCUGUUAGCGGGGCACACUCUCCGCGCGAAGGCCCCAUCUUCCUUGAGCGAAAGAUAGUCGGCUCCGGCAGCUUCGGAGUUGUAACUCAUCGGUGGGACGUGAGCACCGGCGUUGAAUAUGCCUGUAAAAUGCCUCAUGAUACUCUUGACCGUGAACAGCGGCUGUUGUGGGAGAAGGAGAUCCGUAUUAUGGGCCGAGUCAAGCAUGAAAAUAUUGUGAAGUUUUAUCCUCAGAUGGGGGGCACGGAACCUUGCUUGUAUUUGGAUUAUCUUCCGCGAGGGAACCUUAGAAUGGAGCAUCUGGAGAACCCCUUUUCUUACAACGAAACGUUGAUGAUCCUGUCCCAAUGUCUAUCAGCUUUGAAAUAUCUCCACGAGAAAAACCCUCCAGUCGCACAUCGUGAUCUAAAGCCAGCAAAUAUCCUUGUCCGCGAACGCAAUCCGCUUCAUGUCCAGCUCGCGGACUUUGGUUUAGCAAAAGAAGGGACUUCUCUGAGGAGCCGUGUUGGUACAGAAUGCUAUGUUCCCCCUGAAUACUUCAUUGCUAGUAAGCCGGGGGAAAAGUAUAGCGUGAAAAUUGAUAUAUGGUCCCUUGGUGUUGUUGCUCUUGAUCUCACGCAUGGCUUGCCCACAAACACGCUCAACGGAAUACCUUGGUGUAAAACUAUCAUUGAUAGAGUCAACAAAUACCAGAGUGAAGGUCCAAUGCAGUUCUUAGCGACCCACAUGUUGGUCCUCAAACCAGAAGAUCGAUCGGCUGCAGACAUCUGUUUGAAGGCGGUCGAACAGCUCCGUGUUCCCUCCCGAGAUGGGAGUAGAACCCCGACUCAAGCUUCGUUCGCCGAGGAAAAUUUCAGCAGAGAACGGCCGUCCUCUCCAGAUAACGCGAUAUCGGGCUUCUCCUCUGACAGGAUCAAUGCCUAUAUCAGUACCAACAUCCAUAUUCCAGAAUCGCGAAAGAGAUCAACCCAGUCACGGUCAUCGUCGGGUACGUAUCCCACCAAGCCGUCCAAGCGUCUUGCACAGAAGGCGAAUCACAACAAUCAUGCGGAGCAAAAUGAUUCUGAGUUCAUUCUUUUCCAUCGCGAAUGGUUGCAAGAUUCCAAAUGCGUUGGAUCUGAAGUUGCUGAGAUGGGCCGAGAAGACCCACCUGGCUGGAACAGUACCAGCGAUGGUAACUCGACGAUCAAGAACAUUUCCGAGAACCGAAGUACGCGGCCAAAUGUGGGUGAACAGUUCAAUGAUCCCGAACGCCCCUGCUCAGAUAGAGAAAAAGAACUCGCGCGUCUACUGCAAAGAGAUAAAAAUUAA